Molecule: messenger RNA, 1545 nt
Organism: Sinocyclocheilus grahami
Lineage: Eukaryota; Metazoa; Chordata; Actinopteri; Cypriniformes; Cyprinidae
Gene: ilf2
Product: interleukin enhancer binding factor 2
Exons: 14
Coding region: 105-1268 (387 amino acids)
Biological process (GO): positive regulation of DNA-templated transcription
Cellular component (GO): catalytic step 2 spliceosome
Molecular function (GO): double-stranded RNA binding; DNA binding
Source: RefSeq, a predicted model, not a curated record
CAACAUCCGUCGACGGAAGCGCAGACCAGCGGCGAGCUGCAGACAGAGGCUGUGCAUUUUUCACCAGCGUGUGUUCUUGUUAAAUUGACAAAACGUCUUACGCAAUGAGAGGAGAUCGUGGCAGGGGCCGAGGUGGCCGGUUCGGCUCCCGCGGAGGUUUGGUCCAGGGGUAUCGGCCCUUUGUCCCUCACAUACCAUUUGACUUCUAUGUUUGUGAGAUGGCCUUUCCUCGAGUGAAGCCAGCCCCUGAUGAGACCGCUUUCAGUGAAUGUCUGCUGAAGAGAAACCAAGACCUCUCUCCUAACCCUACUGAACAGGCUUCCAUUUUGUCCUUGGUCACUAAGAUUAACAACGUCAUUGACAACCUAAUUGUGGCACCUGGAAACUUUGAAGUGCAAAUUGAGGAAGUAAGGCAAGUGGGCUCGUAUAAAAAGGGUACCAUGACAGCUGGACACAAUGUAGCCGACCUCGUGGUUAUCCUGAAGAUCUUACCCACCUUGGAAGCUGUCGCUGCCUUGGGAAACAAAGUAGUUGAGACCCUGCGUACACAGGACCCUUCUGAGGUACUGUCCAUGCUGACCAACGAGACAGGAUUUGAGAUCAGCUCUGCUGAUGCCACUGUGAAAAUUCUCAUCACCACGGUUCCACCCAACCUGCGCAAACUGGACCCAGAGCUCCACCUGGACAUCAAGGUUCUGCAAAGUGCUCUGGCAGCCAUUCGUCACGCUCGCUGGUUUGAGGAGAACGCUUCUCAGUCAACUGUGAAAGUUUUGAUCCGCUUGCUGAAAGACCUGCGAGUCCGAUUUCCUGGAUUUGAGCCUCUCACACCCUGGAUUCUAGAUCUGCUGGGACACUCUGCUGUGAUGAACAACCCGUCUAGGCAGCCCUUGCAACUCAAUGUUGCUUACAGGCGCUGUCUUCAGAUGCUCGCCGCAGGUCUUUUCCUGCCAGGCUCUGUAGGAAUCACUGAUCCGUGUGAAAGCGGAAACUUCCGUGUGCACACAGUCAUGACCCUGGAGCAGCAGGACAUGGUGUGUUUCACAGCCCAAACACUGGUGAGGGUUCUCUCUCAUGGAGGAUACAGAAAAAUAUUGGGCCUUGAAGGAGAUGCUAGUUAUCUCACCACUGAGAUGUCUACAUGGGAUGGAGUGAUUGUCACCCCAUCUGAAAAAGCUUAUGAGAAGCCCCCAGAGCGCAAGGAAGAGGAGGAUGAAGCACUGGAGGAAGGUGGAGAGGGAGAAGAUGAAAGCAUGGAGACCCAAGAGUAAUGCAAUGGCCUCUGACAAAGUUUUGGCUUGGUCAUUUGUAUUUAUGUUGGUUUUUAAUAGAGAUCGGUGUCUCAUAAGUUUUACCCAGAUGUUCCCUGCAUGUCUACAUUUGGUUUCUGUACAUCAGUCUGCACCUCCUAGAGUUAAAGCCAUGGUAGUAAACAGCAAAGAGCUCUAACAAGGACCAAAAGGCAAUGGCUUCUCAUCUAAGCUCAUUCUGAUACGGUUACGUCUAGGAAAAUCACUUUAUUUGGUUUAGUUUUUAAAAAAAAUUUUG